CAGGAGGAAGAAAGUUCAUAACUUUUAUCAGUAAAUUCUCGAGAUUGGUGAUGAAACUGUUGUGUCACAAGGAGGACAUCUUUCUUCUACCGAAGCAGAAACAAAAUUCAAAACAAUUAAGGAAAGCUAAUUGUACUCUCUUACUUCAGAAAAAUCAGGAUGAUCACAAAAAGUCAGUUGGUAUGCAGGCGGAUAUGUGUGAACUGGUGGCUAGUGCUAGAAAUACAGGACAGAUACUAGCCACUGAAUACUCUACUAUAAUACCUAGAAAUGAGGAUAUAAAGGAGAGACUGGAGAAGACCAAGAGUAAAAUAAUUAACUCUUAUCAAGGAGAAGAGAAGAAAAGUUACGAGGAACUCAGAGAUAUUUACUCUGAAGAAUAUGGAAAGUUUACCCAGCAGUUCAAACUACUCAAGGAUGAAUUAGAACACGAUCUAGAAACUAGUGGAAGUAUUCUCAGUAAUAUUGAUGCUAGCAGAGAACGCCCAACCCUGGACUUUAAUCUUUUCCCUCCAAAUCUAGUUGAAAAGGAAGAUAUUGUAUUGAGUUAUGAUGGACUACUCAACUCCUGUUUACAAAUAAUAAAACAAGCGGAACAACUCCCCGCUCAUCAACAAUGGGAAAAGUUCCCCCAACAGGAUGUUGGAUUUGGUGUUGAGAGUAUUGAAGGAUUGAAGACUGGAGUUAAAGAAUCUACAAUACAGCUGGAGGAGAUGAAGAAUCAGCUCACCAGCUCUGUUAACCUGCUCAGUAAGCAAUCUGGAGAAGUGGACUGGAUAAGCUUGCUACAGGGAGAGGAGGGGGUUAAAGAAAAGGAUAGUCUACUCCCUCCAACACCAAUCAUCAUCAAAGUAGUAUGGUUUAAUUAAUUUUAAUCAAUCAUCAACUUCUCAUUGAUAAAGUAUG
Messenger RNA from Eurytemora carolleeae, 906 nucleotides. RefSeq lists its product as uncharacterized. NCBI's taxonomy places the organism in Eukaryota, Metazoa, Arthropoda, Copepoda, Calanoida, Temoridae. The record is from RefSeq and is a predicted model, not a curated record. The transcript is spliced from 11 exons. The coding region runs from base 51 to 869 and encodes 272 amino acids.